CCCUUCCAGUUCAUAUUUGAACCCGAAUCAAGUCGUACAUCUCAUUCCGCCGCAUUCAUAAAAGUAGUAAAUCUAUCUAACUUUCGUUAAAAUUUGUUCAAAACUAUACCCAAAGUCGUUUCCUGGCUAUAUUUUCUAUUGAAAAUGCCUCACCUAAAAUGUAUAUUUACCAUUUUGAUGCUGAUGUGUGUCCUGCGAGGCCUGGAAGGAUAUCGCUCCGCCAGGCCCAAUGACUGGCAGGCUGCUUACGAUGAUGAAAACAACAAAUUUUAUGAAGACUCCGAACGUUUAGACAGAAGUCUAUCGGAGGCUGGCGAUCCCAGCCAGGAAGUGGCUAUCGCCGGUGGUAAUGGCAACGUAAACGUAAAUGGAAACGGAAACGGAAACGGAAAUGGCGCCGGCUGCAAUGGCGGCGACGAUGAUCUAGCCAAAUCCUGUAAGACUGGUGCCAAGUGCAGCAUCGCCUCGCUGAACCGCAGCGAGGGCAAGAUGACUGCCUCCGGAUUUGCACAGAAGGCGGCCCAGGAGGCCAAGGCGGCCAGCGAUGCCCAAGUGCCGGCCGCCGAGGCUGCCUCAUUCCAGGCCAAAUGCGAAUUGGCCGGCAAGGCCAUUGAGUCCGCCAAAGGAGCCGAGGCUGUGCUUGCAGGCAAGCAAGAGAUUUUGGAGCAGGCUCGCCUGGAGCUGAUCGAGGCCGAGGCCGAGGUGGCCAGACUCUCGGCAGCGAUGCGUUGCACCCAGGAGAAUGCCGAAUUGGCCGUCAGGGCUGCCCAUGAGCUCCAGGCGGAACUGAAUCAUGUCAAGAAUUUGAUACGCGAGGCAACCAAAAAUGUGGCCAGCAUGCAGUGCGUGGCCAAGGGAGCCCAACAGGAGCUGGUCGAGAAGACCAACAUUUUGAAGGCGGCCAAGUUUCGGGCCGAGAAUCUCAAUCGCCAGCUGGCCGAGGCCAAGGCGGACUUUGACAAGACCAAGAUGUCCGCCUACCGGGCGGUCUGUGCCGCCGUCGAGGCCAAGCAGAAGGCCCAGCGCCCAAGAAGGAUGUCCUGGCUGUAUUCCGGUGAUGACUCCUUUGAUUUCGAUGAUAUGCGAUAGAUGCGCCGCACAGUUAAGGGCGCCCAGCAUGCAUCUCUUCCAACCGGAGGAGAUUCCGUGUUCCUGUUAUGCUUUUGUUUCAAAUCUAUUGUUAUUUCUGUUUCGGUUUUUAAUUGGUUUCCAAACACUCAUAAAGAGGGGGAGAUGCAUGUGUGGGAAA
Messenger RNA from Drosophila kikkawai, 1249 nucleotides. Its product is annotated as tropomyosin alpha-3 chain-like. NCBI's taxonomy places the organism in Eukaryota, Metazoa, Arthropoda, Insecta, Diptera, Drosophilidae. The record is from RefSeq and is a predicted model, not a curated record.